CUUCCUGGCCGGCCCAGGCAGCCUCAGGCCCCGCAGCACACUGAACCGUUACCCGCCGAUCAUCACCUCCAGCCGGGACACUCGGAGCUCCUCCGCCCGGUCCGAGAGGAGCUGAGGCCGGAUGAAGAGGCUCAAAUCCCCGCUGUCCUCCGCAGAAGUCCCGGGAGCCGCUGCUGGCGUCGGGGCCGGAGGAGGGUGGAUCCUGAGGCGUGGUUGCCGUGGUGAUGGUGUUGGACUCAGGCGUGGUCUUCAUGGAUCAGGUAGACGGCGUCCGGAGCAGCAGGGAGCUGAAUGAAAGCACCGCCACGCCGAGACCGCCAACCAAGAGGAGCGAUGUCAACAAGAGGGAAAGGUCGUCCCAUAAUGGACUUCCUGUCCAGAGCGAUAGCAGCCAGGCGGUGCCAAGGAGGUCAUCAUUAUCCACAUCAUCAAGGGGCGGGGCCACACCCAGACCGUCGCUCCGCCGCCCCCUCAGCCUGGAGGUGACCCCUCACCUGCGGGGGUGUCGAGAGCAGACGGCGGACAGACGGGUGGUGCAGCCUCCCUGGCGCAGUGGCUCAGCCGCCCCCUCGCCCCCCACCCGUAGCCUGACCAGCCCCAGUCUGGGCGCUGGCGGAUGGAUGCGCCGCAGCGAGAGCACGUGCUCGGUGAAUUACCCCCUGGGGAUGAGAGUGGGGAGAGGGCAGAUGAGACCCGCCACAUCCCUGCCACACAUAGCCAAGGGGACGGGGAGAACCGCUCUACCCACAUCCACCCGGCCCUGUCUGCUGGUGGCGCUGCGACCUCUGAACCUGGAACAGGAGAAGCAGACUUUCUUCAUGUCUGACUACAAGUACGAACCGCAGUUUGAGUACACUCAGCCUGAGCCACGGAGCGUGCUCGAUAAAUACAAGGAAGGAUCCGGACUCUUCCUAGAACAGGCUGUGGGCAUCAUGGAGUGCGUCCUGAGGAAGUAUGGCUCCUAUGAGAACUUUGAGGAUGUGACGGGUGGCAGCGUCCUUCCGAAAAGUCAGAUUUGGGCGGCUGUCCGUAAAUAUCUGCAGAAAGAAGGCUGUGUGGGAGAGCGUGAGCGCUACGGAACGCCGGCGAAUCGAACCGUGGAGCGCUUCGCUCCCUCUCUGGUCUAUCAGAGCAUUUCCACAGCCGGCAGCGGCGCGUGCAGGGCUGCGCGCCGCGGCGUGGCGCUCUAG
Cheilinus undulatus (humphead wrasse) is the source of this 1190-nucleotide messenger RNA. RefSeq lists its product as uncharacterized. The record is from RefSeq and is a predicted model, not a curated record. Bases 225 to 1190 code for a protein of 321 amino acids. The transcript has 5 exons. NCBI's taxonomy places the organism in Eukaryota, Metazoa, Chordata, Actinopteri, Labriformes, Labridae.